Molecule: messenger RNA, 4242 nt
Organism: Physcomitrium patens
Lineage: Eukaryota; Viridiplantae; Streptophyta; Bryopsida; Funariales; Funariaceae
Source: RefSeq, a predicted model, not a curated record
CGCUGUUCCCUAUCCCUCUCUUUGCUGCUCACAGGCCGUCCAUCGCUUCGUCUGCUUCUGUCCUCAUGGCCGCCUUCUUCUGGCCAGGUAUUAGAAGAGAUGGUGAAGGUAUUAGGUCGAAGUGAGCUCUUUGGAAUUGCAUAACCUGAGGCGGUGGUUAUGAGUGAGGAAGACGCAUGUCUGUUGAUUAGGGCUGGAGUGCGUAGUUAGGGGUUUUAAGUGGCUGAUAUGGCCUGUCGCAGUGUACCGUAAACAGUGGUCUGGGCUAGUUUGGCGUUUGAAGCGGAGGAAAUUCACGUUGGAGAGAAGAGCUGGAAUGUCCACAGAGAUUUGGCGUGGUGGUGGAAGUCUGGUGCGUGGUAAAAUAAAAAAAUGAAAUAAAAAUAAAAAUCUAGUCUAAUGAUAAUCGGUGUGACUUUGACAAGGAUAGGGAUUGGUACAUAAGUGUGUUCAUUUUGUAUCGCUAUGUUUCUAUGGGUGGAUAUCGCAGUCGAUUGCAAUUCUUGGGCAUGGUAGCAUUAGGGUUUGCGACGUUAUUGGGUUAGGGUCCGUUCGCGGCCGAGGGAGUGUCGGGGUUUAAUGGUUUUUGGUUUGACGUCGCACAUCUCUCAGAGUCGUAGUUCUGUCUAAUUUUCUUUCAACCCUUGAGAUCGUCCUCCAUCCUUUUGCAGUCUUCAGUACGAGAUGGGCUGAAAUAGUACUAGAAUUCCCUGAACUCUUCAUUGGAUUUUUCUGCAAGGUCUCUCGUUGCUAUGUAGUGUUCAGCUUUUGUGGGUCGAAAGCUGAAACAGUGAGUGGAAGGUGAUGCCAAGGCCAGUUCGAUUCAUACGCUACUUGUGUUGAUAACGGGUGUAGAAGUGGCCGGGCGUUAUUUUCCCUGGUGUGCUUGCGAAGUGUGAGUUGUUGUUGUGUUUACAUUUCGUCAACACUUGGGCAUGUACAUUGGGACAGUAGCAACUCGCGAGGCGGGGUUAGCUUCGCGUGUCUUCUUGAAAAUCCUCCAAGAGGCAUUAUUCUCUCGUCAAUUUUGCUCUUGAAGAUUACUGACCUGCUCCUUGGGCUUAUUGUUGAGUAUCGUCUGCAACAAUAGUUUUUUGGGGUCAUUGGUCUCAGUAGAUUGUGACCUUGUUUGUAACGUAGGGUUGAUUUCUUGUGAUGUCGCUGACGUUGCCCAGUACGUUACAAGGAGAAUUGGCUAUGUGGUCCUGUGGUCGUGGGUGUGCAGGCUUAACGGAUGCGCUUGUCGUGUACUCACUCUUAGCCGUAGCAGGAGUUUCCUUUUCUUCCGUAGGCUGCAAUGUGUCGGUGUGCAGCGGCUGUAUCAAUAUUAAAUCAAGUGUUAUAGACGGUUGACACAAACAAGGUGUGGCACAUCUUCAAAGGGGGGGGGGGUGGGGCACAAUCAGUUAAGAUGCCGGGCACACAGGACCGGCUGUACAUCACGUAUUUUGCAGAUGAUAUUCCUGAGGUGCUGCCAGAGUAUGUUGCUUCGAAUAGCAAAUGCUAUCCCCGGGUGGGACAGGAACCUGCAGGCAUAUGCUUCCAUGAGGCGGCGAAGCGCGCUUUAGGUGUGGACAAAGAGUCCGUUGGGGCAGAGGAGGUUGUGCCAGAGAAAAAGGAUAAGAGUGGAGAGUCCCCUGCGGUAGAUUCUUACCAAUUCAAGGGUAAGAAGAAGUCUAAAGACGGGGUUGAAAGUCAGGACCAUUAUGCCUUGUUAGGUCUGAGCCACCUGAGGUUUCUGGCUACUGAAGACCAGAUUAGGAAGAGCUACCGAGAGUCCGCUUUGAAACAUCAUCCCGACAAGCAGGCCGCCCUACUUCUGACAGAAGAGACAGAGGAGAAAAAGGAGAUUAAGAAGGAGGAGAUUGACCGACACUUCAAAGCGAUACAGUUGGCAUAUGAGGUUCUGAUUGACCCUGUGAAGAGACGAGCUUACGAUUCGAUCGACGAAUUCGAUGACGAGAUUCCUAGCGAUUGCGCCCCUGGGGAUUUCUUCAAGGUAUUCGGGCCUGUCUUUGCUCGAAAUGGUCGGUGGUCGACGAUUCAGCCGGUUCCGUCCCUGGGUGACAAUGAGACUGACAUGGUUAGCGUGGAUAGUUUCUAUGUUUUUUGGUGGAGCUUCAAGAGUUGGAGGGAGUUCCCUCACGCUGAUGAGUUCGAUCUGGAGCAAGCCGAGAGUCGUGAGCACAAGCGGUGGAUGGAGAGGCAGAAUGCAAAGUUCCGCGAGAAGGCGAAAAAGGAGGAGAACGCUCGCAUUAGGUUAAUGACAGAGAACGCAUACAAGAAAGACCCCAGGAUUAUACGCAGGAAGGAGGAGGAGAAAGCAGAGAAGUUGAGGAAGAAACAAGCGAAGUUCCAAGCGAGGCGCGACAAGGAGGAAGAGGCGGCACGAGCGCUGGAAGAAGAGAGGCUACGAAAAGAGGAAGAAGACAAGAGAGCCGCUGAGGAGGCUUUUGUGCAGAAGAAGUUGAAGGAGAAGGAGAAGAAACUGUUGAGAAAGGAAAAGGCAAGGUUACGGGGAGUGGCAGCAGGCGUGGUGGCGAAGGAUGAGAGCGGGGUUUCUGAUGACGACGUGGAGAAGUUGUGCACUUCGUUGGAGAUAUCUCUUUUACGAGGGCUGUGCGAGAAGCUGGAAGGAAUAUGUGAGGUGGAGGAACAGGCGGAGUACCUGAGAAAAGUGAUAAGGGGUGCAGAGAGAAUCAUAUCGUCAGAUUCAGCUGCCUCAGGCACUCCCGUUCGAGUUGAUUCGAGCUCAUCUAUCUCUAGCCUUGAUGCUACUACAUCAAAGACGCAAGACAAGUGUGGAGUGGAGGUACUCGGAGAAAAAGGCAAGAAGACUACUACUUCCGUGACGGAGGAGAGGCCCUGGUCGAAGCAAGAAGUGGACUUAUUGAGGAAGGCCGUCCAGAAGUUUCCUAAGGGCACCUCGCAGCGUUGGGAAGUGGUUGCAAACUACAUAGGAACCAACCGAUCGGUGGAAGAAAUCCUGAGAGGCGUGAAGACCGUGCUCCUACAGAAACCGGACUCUUCGAAAGCUUUCGACUCAUUCUUGCAAAAGAGAAAGACAAGAAACGUGGUGAUAGACUCACCUCUGUCGACGAGGGAGGACGGUGUUGGCAAUGUUAAUAGCGGGGAAUUGCAUGGCACGAAAGUAGCGGGCAAUGGCACUGUAGGUGGUGAAAAGAUCCACGAAAGUAACUCGAAGCAGACAACGGCAGCAGAACAGUUAGCGGGUGGGAUGAAGAGCGAGAAUGGAGCAGAGCCGACAAAGGCUUCUCUGCAGUCUGUCCAAAGCAAUGGGGCAGCAGCGCAUGGAGCCGCGGCGGAAGUAGAGGGAUGGUCUGAGGCUCAAGAGGUGGCACUGGUGAAGGCCAUCAAAGCUUUCCCAAAGGAUACCGUCAACAGGUGGGACAGAAUCGCAACGGCCGUUCCUGGGAAGAGUAAGGCCCAAUGCUUCAAGAAGUUUGCGGAGUUGAGAGACAGUUUCAGGAACACGAAGAAGGCGGAUUGAUGCACAGUAUCAGGAAUCUUGUGAACUUGGUGAACCGCAGAAGCAUGAGCGCGAGUAAGAAAGAUUCUGGCAGUUUAUUUUUUUUUUUUGUGUUCGACAUUAGCCGUAGGAGUUGCAUCAACAAGGACGUAUGGAUUGGGGGAUGGGAGCGAAGGCCACAGUGUACAAUCGCUCCCUUAAGGGUGGAUGUCACGAUGAAAGCAGUUACUCUUCCCAUCUUGAAAGUUGCUACUCGGUACUACUGGGUGGUGAAGAUUUAUGCUGUUGCGAACAAACGCCCUAGUUUGAAAGCUGAUAAUUUUGUUAGGCGGUAGAUUAUUUCCACUCCACUUGGAUCGAGGUGCAGAGAGUAUAUCGAAGUAGUCGUUAUGCGAUGCACCUUGUUCCUGUAAUGCGUCGUCCUACCCUGCUCUCUAGAUGGAACGAGGACGUGACUUCGCUUUUCUACGACCCGAUGUCGGCUUAUCUUAUUCCUGUAAGUGUAUUGGUAUCUGGAUGAUACCUGAUUCAUUGGUAGACUGGAAAGAAGAGUUUACUCGAGCAGUUCACCCUUCAGCUUUUAGUAGAUGGGUACUGUGGAAGGGAUGUUGAUAGUCGAGAAUUGAUGUGCUAGUGAAGAAAACUGAGGAGCCUGUUUAUCAUGGCUAGUAAGAGGGUUGAUUGUACCAUUAUUUGCUGCAGGAGUGUGCACCUAAUUUCAAUUUUGGUGGGAGUACUGUUGAUCCAUUCUG